Cladocopium goreaui is the source of this 654-nucleotide messenger RNA. NCBI's taxonomy places the organism in Eukaryota, Dinophyceae, Suessiales, Symbiodiniaceae. The record is from the annotation of a GenBank genome assembly.
AUGGUGACUGCAAUCUGUGUGAUGGCAGCCACUCAUGCAUAUUACAACUUUCAAGUGGAGGAUUUCCCGAGCCCUUUUUAUGCUGCAUUCCUGCAAGUGGUUCGGCUUGGCAUCUUUGGUGACUUUGACAUGAUCGACUUUGAAGGCCAACGCGAAACUUUAGUUUUCAACGAAGAGGUGCAAGGCUGGCAACCUGUCGAUCUAGAUCCGUCCCCAGAUUACUUCUAUAUGCACGGACUGUUCUAUCUGGCGGGGAUGGGAAUUACUGUCCUUCUCAUGAACUUGCUGAUCGGUGUCCUUGGACAGAACUUUGACACCUAUCAAGCGCAGAGCUCCAUGCUCUACCUGAGAGCAAGGGCCAAGAUGUUGCGGACUAUCCAAAUCCGCCCUUGGACGCUUCGCUGCCUACGAAGAAAGGAAUGCAAGCAGAACCUGUCGGUGGCUGAGAGGAUAGUGGUUUGCGCAGGGAUCUUCCUUUGCUUUCCCUUGCUGCCAGUCCUCAGGAACAACUUUAUGGCCCUGGGGACAGCGAUGCAGCGGUCCUUGAAGGAAUACCAUGGGAUGGCAGUGCUUUUAUCUCUAUAUGCCCUAUUCUUUCUGCCUCUGUCUCUGGCCUGUCUUCUCUUGUAUCUGUUCGGCGGAUGGCAAGGGUGA